AUGGGGAAUAGCACUGCAGUCAGACAACUUAGACGAGCAUCUACUGCUAGUGCUAGUAGUAGCGACUCUUCUGACAGCUUGCAAGACGAUCCACAAAUAAUGCAACAGAUGAGUGAUGUUGGUGAUGGUGAUGGUGAUGUCACCUCUGCUUCGCCGACAAUAAGUCCUAGGCGGAGCGCUCGAAAGAAGCAGGCACCCCGACGGUUACUGAACCAAGCUUUGGUGGGUGACAAAGUUAUCGAAUCUAAAUUCGAUGAAUGCUGUGGUCUUGACCAACCCGGAAGGAACGUCGUCUUGGAUGAAGAAUUCAUUGCUCAAAGGGAAGAAGAAGAAAACGGAAAUGAAAUAUUCAGGUACUUCUUGAAGCCUGCUGGCUGGAAGUGCAGCAUAAGCAACAAGCUGGAUUCUAGUUAUAUUUACUUGGCGGAAGGGGAAACUACCAUGACGGCUGAAGAAGGUGUCACAAUGUUUCAUAGCUACAAGGACAUUUGGCGCAAAUGGAAGUCGGAUGCCGAGUUCAGAAAGAUCUUUCGAGGAGAUUACAGGCCUCCUCCCAGAGAGAAAAUAUUCCCACCUCGACGACUCGGGAGAGACCAUCCCGGCAAUCCUGGUUUAAGCAGUACUAGACGCCCAGACGCUGAAGCAGAGGUGUCGAAACCAAAAUCAAAUAGUACUUCUUAUGCUACUCCCAAGAGGCACUUGAAGCGUGGGCGCCCUCCGAGUAGCUCAAAGAAACUACCCGCUAAAAGACCCAAGUCAAAAUCUACAAAUGACGAUACGUUAUUUGCCUCACGGGCAGAAGGAAACAUUGGAUCCCAAACGUCUGAUUGCUCGUCGAUCGAUUCCAUGGAACUUGCAGCUGCAUUAGGGGGGUAUCGUGGGUCCCCAGGCUUGGCGCUGGGUGACACGACGAAAGCAGCACCAACAGCGCAUACUACUCCUACUGCUGCUGCUGCUGCUACUACUGCCGCUACUGCCAAACGGCCACGUGGACGGCCUCCGAAUAGCUCCAGCAAGGCAGCCGCCGAACAAUCCAAAUCGAAUUCAAGAGAUGAUGAUUUGUCGUCUCAAUCGUCAAAGGCAGAAGGAAACUUAGAAGCAACAGUAUCAGAUUGCCCGUCGAUCGAUUCUAUGGAACUUGCAGCUGCUCUGGGCGGACAUGCACCUAACGAAGCGGCACCAGAAACUUCUGCCACUCCCAAAAAGAAACGUGGACGGCCUCCAAGUAGCUCAAAGAAACGAUCGAGCGCCAAGCAAUCCAAGUCAAAAUCUACGUCUGGUGAUAGGUCGGUUCCGCCACAGGCCGAAUCUCCAGCUAUAGGUGACGGCAUGAAGAAAGUAGCACCAAAAGCUGAUACCACCCCCAAAAGAAAGCACGGACGGCACAGCAGCUCCAAGAAACCACAAGCCAAACAAUCCAAAUCUACAGAUGGUUACACGUUGGUCGAAUCACAGCCAGAAUCACCAAAAGGUGAUGACAGCCCUUCCAUUGAGUCUAUGGGAGAUGCACAUGGUGUAGGGGGUCAUGAUGUACCCCCAGCACCAAUGGCAUCAGUUUCAGUUCCACAGAAGGAGCUUUCGGAACCAUCCCCAGCGGAACGAAAACGAUUUCUGAAGCUUCAAAACGAAAAGAUAAUGCUGGAGAUGGAACUCGAGAACGAGAGACUGAAACAGGAGCUUGCCAAGUGGCGCAAAGAAAAUGGGGGUAGCUGA
This is a messenger RNA of Cylindrotheca closterium, 1713 nucleotides long. The record is from the annotation of a GenBank genome assembly. NCBI's taxonomy places the organism in Eukaryota, Bacillariophyta, Bacillariophyceae, Bacillariales, Bacillariaceae.